Messenger RNA from Stereum hirsutum FP-91666 SS1, 1265 nucleotides. RefSeq lists its product as uncharacterized. The coding region runs from base 1 to 1077 and encodes 358 amino acids. Gene Ontology annotation, molecular function: protein binding. The record is from RefSeq and is a predicted model, not a curated record. The transcript has 4 exons. Lineage: Eukaryota; Fungi; Basidiomycota; Agaricomycetes; Russulales; Stereaceae.
AUGGCAUUGACUUCCGAACCAUCUCAGGCUCUUCCGGUAACAUCCCCUACGUUUCCCACAAACGUUGUCAAGCAUCCCGAAUUGUGGUUGAACGAUGGGAAUAUCAUCAUCCGCGCCGUCUCCCAAUUUUCUCGUGCAUCCAAUCCCCAGUCCACAGAUGCGCCUUUUCCUCCUACACAAACGCUCUUCCGAGUGCAUCGGUCAGUUCUUGCAUUGCACUCUCCAGUCUUCAGCAGCCUCUUCGGCUUGGACCAGGGCUCGUUCGAAUCCGCCUCGGAGACGUUUGAAGACAUUCCCGUGAUGGAGUUGCCAGACCCCGUAGAACACGUCGAAUCCCUCUUGAAGGCUCUAUACUUCCCUAGCGAAACCUAUCGGUAUCUCAGAGAACUACAGGAGCCGACCGAGAUCCAUCGAAUUCCGAAUGAAAUCGCUGGGGCGUUACUGCUCGCCACCAAGUACGAAAUCGCCAGCCUGCAGAGGAUCUUGACAGACGCGCUCACUAAGGCGUGGCCUGCGUCUCUGCGGGACUGGGAUAAGAGAGUUGCCAUGAUCAAUGAACGCCGUUUUGUCCCUCCAGACCCCGCACAAGCUAUACGACUCGCAGUGGCAUCCAGAGCUUACAAUGCCCUCCCUGCCGCGUUCUAUGAACUUUGUCUGACCACCUGGCGCACCGACAGAUCUCUCAACAUUGCACCUCUGCAUGCAGACGAACUCCGAUGUCUCCUGUACGGGCAGAAGAGACUGAUGGGAAGAUUCGAUCCCGGAGGGGACUCAUAUCUUCCAUCACUGUUACUUCGACUCCCUCCUUUGCCAUGCCCUGAGGGUCUCGAGUGCUUAGACAGAACGAUACAGUGGAUCCACGGCUUUGCGAACAAAUUUCCCGGAUACAUCACCAAAGGGUUCGAUCCCCUGCGUUGGAUCACGGAUGCGAGAGACGAUUUGGGGUCAGGGGACUUAAGGUGCUGUGAUACUUGCAAAAUUCGGAUGAACACAGUCUUUGAUACAGAGAGGACUCAAAUAUGGAAUCAUCUGGGAGAAUAUUUCUCGCUUAACGGCCUGCAAGAAUCGCAUCAGUGAGUUGUAGGCCACGAGUCGGCUAGGAGAACCGGCAGCUAGGCACGGAAGCUGGAAUCCUUGGUUGAUACUUAUUUCGCAUCUCAUACCACGCAGGGAAGUAUAUAUGUUUUCCUGUGUCACACUUACGGUGGCGCGCUCGCUCUGCUGCGUGUACGCAUAUCGCGAUGGUUCUCCAGGGGUAUCGUGGC